AUGAAGAAAUUUUUACUCAGAUACACAUCAUGGAAACUAUCAGGGAUUGCAUCACAAAGUCUAAUGCAGGAUGAUUCUGAUGGAGAUGAAGAAUCUAUCGCUCGGAGUUACUCAAGUGGGGCUAGAAACAUUCAUGUCAUGAUAGAGUUCCUAUUAAUUGUUCUCACUGAUAUGACGAAGGACUUUAUUAACCAUGACAUAUUAGUUGAUCUUAUGACGCGUAUUGGAGCACUGAUCAGGGAGGUAUCAACUCUCAUUCAUGACUUAGAAGAAAAAUCAAGGAAUGAAGAGAGUACUGAUGAAACAAGUCUUGCAACUCCAGACCUGCUAAAAAAUAUUGAACUCCUCAAGGAAGAUCUCAAAAAUGGUUACCUGAAAGCUCCGGACUCACACCAAUAUUGCUUCCCCAUGAAUGAUGGACCGCUCUUCAUGCAUCUGCUAUGCAUAAACUUAAAAGAUUUGCUAGAUUCCAAUGCCUAUUCAGUUGCAUUGAUAAAGGAAGAAAUUGGACAGGUGAAAGAAGACCUAGAAUUUAUAAGAUCUUCCUUCGUGAACAUUGAGCAAGAAUUGAAAAAAGAUCUUUGGGCACGUGUUUUAGAUGUGGCAUAUGAGGCAAAACAUGUCAUCGAUUCAAUUAUCGUAAGAGAUAAUGGUCUCUUACAUCUUAUUUUCUCACUUCCCAUUACCAUAAAUAAGAUUAGCCUUAUCAAAGCAGAUGUAUCCAAUUUACUUAAGAUUCCCACAAACAAGAGCCUCAUUGUUGUAAACUCUCCCAAGAAUCCAGUUGAAAGAAAAUCAUUGACAACUGGUAAAAUAAUUGUGGGUUUUGAGGAGGAGACAAACUGGUUAAUUAGUAAGCUCACCAGUGGGCUGAAAGAUCUUGAUGUCAUUUCAAUCACUGGUAUGGCGGGUUCGGGCAAAACUACUUUGGCGUACAAAGUAUACAAUGAUGAAUCCGUUUGUAGUCAUUUCGACCUUCAUGCAUGGUGCACAAUCGACCAAGAAUAUGACGAGAAGAAGUUGUUGAUGAAACUUUUUAAUCAAGUUACUGGCUCGGAUUUGAAGUUCAGUGAGGAUAUUGAUGUUGCCGAUAAGCUACGAAAACAACUGUAUGGAAAGAGGUACCUAAUUGUGUUAGAUGAUGUGUGGGAUAUUGACACAUGGGAUGAGCUAACGAGACCUUUCCCUGAAGUUGUGAAAGGAAGCAGAAUUAUUUUGAAGACUCGACAAAAGGAGGUGGCUUUUCAUGGAAAGUGCAACACUGAUCCUCUUACCCUUCGAUUGCUAAGACCAGAAGAAAGUUGGGAAUUAUUAGAGAAAAGGGCAUUUGGAGAAGAGAGCUUCCCCGAUGAACUAUUGGAUGUUGGAAAAGACAUAGUCCAAAAUUGUAAGGGACUUUCUUUGGUUGUUGAUCUGAUUGCUGGAGUCAUUGCAGGUUUGGAAAAGAAAAAGGUUGUGUGGCUUGAAGUUCGAAAUAAUUUGAAUUCCUUUAUUUUGAACAGCGAAGUGGAUGUGAUGAAGGUUAUAGAAUUAAGUUAUGACCAUUUACCUCAUCAUAUGAAGCCAUGUUUUCUCUACCUUGCAAGUUAUCCGAAGGACCAAGAAAUCAACAUAAAUGCGUUAAAAAUAUAUUGGCGUGCUGAAGGGCUUGCUGAACAGAGAGAGAUGAUGAGUUUUGAAGAAGUGAUGGAAAUUUAUUUGGAUAAUUUAAUUUCCAGUAUCUUGGUAAUUGCUUUCAAUGAGAUAGGUAAUCACCCGACUUGCCAAAUUCAUGAUCUUGUGCACGACUUUUGUUUAAUAAAAGCAAGACAGGAAAAGUUGUUUGGCAAGAUAAGUUCAAGUGAUCCAUCUUCUUCUUCAGAUUUGAUGCCACGCAUAGUAAACAUUGAUUAUGAUAAGGAGCACUUUGGGCCUAACAAUUUCGUCCUGUUCAGUUCAAAAAGGAAAAUUCGUUCUGGUAAACACCUCUAUUCUUUGAUGAUAACUGGAAACAAGAUGGUCUACAGUCUUUCUGAUGCAUGUCACCUAAGACACUUGAGGCUUCUUAUAGUGUUGUCCCUGGAUCCCUCUUUUAUGAUGGUGAAAGAUUCUUUGCUGAAUGAAAUAUGCAUGUUGAAUCACUUGAGGUUCUUAAGUAUUGGGACAGAAGUUAAAUCUCUGCCAUCAUCUUUCUCAAACCUCUGGAAUCUUGAAACCCUGCAUGUGAAUAACAAAGGAUCAACCUUGGUACUAUUACCGAGUAUUUGGGAUCUUGUAAAGUUGUGA
Capsicum annuum is the source of this 2265-nucleotide messenger RNA. Its product is annotated as putative late blight resistance protein homolog R1C-3. The transcript has 2 exons. NCBI's taxonomy places the organism in Eukaryota, Viridiplantae, Streptophyta, Magnoliopsida, Solanales, Solanaceae. Gene Ontology annotation, molecular function: ADP binding. Gene Ontology annotation, biological process: defense response to other organism. Bases 1 to 2265 code for a protein of 754 amino acids. The record is from RefSeq and is a predicted model, not a curated record.